UGUUAUACGUACGUAUCUCCUUCCAUAACCUUCAUAUAGGCUUAUUUUGAUUCUCUCUCUCUCUCUCUCUCUCUCUCUCUCUCUCUCUCUCUCUCUCUCUCACACACACACACACAAUGUCGGACGGCAGCCCUGUCUUAGAAAUGACCAACACUCCCACCUCAGAAACCACCACCCCCGCCGGCACAUCAAAACCCACACCCGAAAUAGCUUCACCAUCUGGUUCCCUCUCCAAAACUCAAUCAGCCAUCCGAUCCCUCUCCAACAUCCUCCCCACAACCACUCCCCCUGACCUCUGCACCGCUUUAUCUCUUCUGCACGACCCUGAAGUUGCCUCCAAUAUCUCCUUCCUCCUCCGCCAACCCAACUCCGGCGCCGGCGAUGACAACCUCUGCCGCUGGCUCUACGACACCUUCCAAUCUGGUGAGCCCGACCUCCAACUCGUUGUCCUCCGCUUCCUUCCCAUCGUCGCAGGCGUCUACCUCUCCCGCGUCAGUCUCAGCAAGCCCCUCGCAGGCUUCGAGGCGGUCCUGCUGGCCCUCUAUGCCCACGAGACCACUUCUCGUGCCGCCCAACCAAUAACAGUUAACGUACCGGACUUGUCGCAUCCGAGUGUUUACCAUGAAUCCAUAUCGCCCACUAAAAACAACUCCACUGCCUUUAACCUAGCCGUUCUAUCUCCCAGUUUGGAGCCUCUUGGAACUGUCAGGUCUACGAAAAGGGCUCGGAUAGUUGGGGUGGCUCUAGAGUUGUAUUACAGCAAGAUAUUUCAGAUGCCAAUUGGGUCCAAGAUUGACUUCUGCGACUUUUGUGUGAUUUGGGCUGGGCAUGAAGCGGACGCCGUAUGCAAGGAUAGCGAUUAUGGUGCGAGUGAACUGCUUGGAGCGAAUGAGUCGAGGGAGAGGAUGGGGAAGGAUGGGAGGAUUCCUCUUCCAUGGGAGUUGCUGCAGCCGGUAUUGAGAAUUCUGGGUCACUGCCUUUUGGGAACAAGAGAAAAUAAAGAACUGUUUGAUGCGGCAUGGGCGGCAUGUAGAAGUCUAUCUGCGAGGUCUAUACAUGAUAUUGAUCCUAGGGCAAUUUUGGCCACUGGGAGCUUGCUUAGGCUUGGGAAGUUGGCUAUGGAGCCCAAGGAUGAUUAUGAUCCAACUGAAGUUCAAACCUCUGGUGUCAUUACAAUCUGAAAGCAUUCUAUAUAUGAAGGUUAUAUAUGAAUAAAGAAAACUUUUAUUUCUGUUUCUAUCUGCUUGCUGAGUACUAAACAUACGUGAUAUUUUUGAAGUUUCUUUCCUUCCUUUC
Juglans microcarpa x Juglans regia is the source of this 1296-nucleotide messenger RNA. RefSeq lists its product as uncharacterized. The record is from RefSeq and is a predicted model, not a curated record. The transcript has a single exon. The coding region runs from base 117 to 1181 and encodes 354 amino acids. Gene Ontology annotation, biological process: phosphatidylinositol phosphate biosynthetic process; protein localization to plasma membrane. Lineage: Eukaryota; Viridiplantae; Streptophyta; Magnoliopsida; Fagales; Juglandaceae. Gene Ontology annotation, cellular component: plasma membrane.